UACGGUGCUCGGACGAGGUCUUUUACCGUAACUGGGAGUAUGUGGUUACUUUUCGACGGACAUGGCAGCUGUUGCCAAACAGCAGCUGCUCUUCAGCUCAACAUGAGUCUACUAUCCUUGUUUUACGGUCUGAAGCAGCGAUAUAUGAUCGAUAAUAUUGCUUCAGUUGGCUUGUUUCGCUGCCUUGUAGGUUCCUGUGGUUAGCUUAGCCUGUUGUACUUUGAUCUUUGAUAUCGACGUUGCUGCGUUGACGCGGCGGAAGCGACGAACGGAACCAAAACUGUCAUAUUAAAAGUCAACAAUAACCAGGACAGACCUGGAACUUCUUUGUUUACAAGAUGAAGAUGUGCCAAUAGCUGGAUCAGUUUUCCUCAGAGCUAUCAGUUCACAGCAGAGUUAUCUGAUUUCACUGUCUCAAAACAAACCGUCUUCAAUGUUGAUCUGAAGAGUUCGAAUCAGACCUCAUUGCUUAUUGGAGUAAUUUGAGCUGCCAACAGGGUUCAAUUCUUCGUUUUCAUCAAUGCGUCAAUGGAAGGUUUUCUUCAGUCAGCACAUGCGAUGGUCCAGCGCUUUGACUCAAGCCCUCACCCUGUCCGUCAUCACGUUCUGCGUCGUCCUGCCUCUGUGCUGCCACCGCCUGCUCUACUCCUACUACUUCUUCAGGUUCACGUACCUGAACUCCAUGAGCGAUGAGGUCCUACAGAAGAGCCUUGAGCGAGGCCAGGAUGCUCUGCACUUCUGGCAGAGCGGCUCUCCAAUGGAGUCGACCAGAUUCAGCGACGUCGCCCAGAAUCCGGAGCUGCUGGUGACCGUGGUGACGGCCAGGCGCAGCGAGGGACGGGACUUCCACUACCUGCUCCAGGUGAUGCAGCAGCUGAGCAGAAUCGCGGGAGGCUGUGGGGGUCGGCGAUGCGCCGAGGUGCUGCUUUGUGACGUGGAGAGCGGCCCGGAGGAAAACCAGGACGCAAAGCUGCUGGAGGGUCAUUUCAAGGUCAUACGGCGUUCAUCUCAAGAGCAGCAGGCCAACAGGGAGUCACCCAACACCUUCGAGAGGGAGAAGAGGGAUUACGUGUUCUGUCUCCGCCAGGGAUGGGAGCUGGUCAAGCCCAAGAACAUGAUUCUCCUGGAGGACGACGCUCUGCCUGGAGAGGACUUCUUCAGAGUGGUUAAGGAUCUGCUUUCUCGCCGGUUCGCCCUCCACACGCUCUACAUCAAGCUGUAUCACCCUGAAAGGCUGCAGCGCUACUGGAACCCUGAGCCGUACCGCAUCCUGGAGUGGGUGGGGCUCGGUUUGGUGGGGGCAACCGCGCUCCUCCUGUCAAUCCCUUACUGUAACCCCGGCUCCCUCUCCUUCACUCUGUCAGCCAACCACCUCAUCUUCUUCACCCUCUACUUUAUGGCGACCGCCGAGCUGAUAGGUAGGCACUACCUCUUGGAGGUGCGGAGAAUCUCCCCGCAGCUCUACGCCGUCUCCCCGGCAACCGAGUGCUGCACCCCGGCCAUGCUUUUCCCCGGCAACGCCUCGCUAAGGGUGGCGGACUUCCUGGAUGGCUCGUUUUGCUAUAAAGGGAACGCCAAGGAUACGGUUCUUUACCGCAAGGCCAGGACCACUCCUGGAGAAAGAGCGCACAGCGUGGAACCCAACCUCGUCACGCACAUCGGGGCCUAUUCCUCAGUCAGGCCCAACCCAUUGAGGCCCAAACUGCUCUAAAAAAGCACUUCACUGCAAAAACACAAAAUAUUACCAAGUUGUCUUUGGUCUAGUUUUUAGUGCAGAUAUAUUAGUACACUUAGAAUAAGACACAAAUAACUUAUAAGUAACUUUUCAUCAAGAUAAAGUAGCUUAUUUUAGCUCAAUAAUUUCUUAGCAUUGAUGAAAAAG
Messenger RNA from Xiphophorus maculatus (southern platyfish), 1882 nucleotides. RefSeq names its product transmembrane protein 246 (gene pgap4). Gene Ontology annotation, biological process: GPI anchor biosynthetic process. The transcript has 2 exons. The record is from RefSeq and is a predicted model, not a curated record. Gene Ontology annotation, molecular function: glycosyltransferase activity. NCBI's taxonomy places the organism in Eukaryota, Metazoa, Chordata, Actinopteri, Cyprinodontiformes, Poeciliidae. The coding region runs from base 521 to 1711 and encodes 396 amino acids. Gene Ontology annotation, cellular component: Golgi membrane.